Anolis carolinensis (green anole) is the source of this 8544-nucleotide messenger RNA. It is a transcript of the gene elavl1, whose product is annotated as ELAV like RNA binding protein 1. The record is from RefSeq and is a predicted model, not a curated record. Gene Ontology annotation, molecular function: RNA binding. Lineage: Eukaryota; Metazoa; Chordata; Lepidosauria; Squamata; Anolidae. The transcript has 6 exons. The coding region runs from base 174 to 1172 and encodes 332 amino acids. Gene Ontology annotation, cellular component: ribonucleoprotein complex.
CGCGGCUCCCUCCGCCUCUUUUCGGCUGCUGGCUGAGGGAGCGGACGGCUGCGGCGUUUCUCCUCGUCCUCGUCCUCCCCGCGCUCCCCGCUCUCCUCGCCUCCUUCCCGGCCGCCCCGGCUGCCUCUCUCGGCCUGCUUCUCCCUUCCGCCAGGGUCCUUUUUUGGGCGAGGAUGUCGAAUGGUUACGAGGACCACAUGGCCGAGGACCUGAAGGACGACAUUGGGCGGACGAACCUGAUAGUGAACUACCUUCCGCAGAACAUGACCCAGGACGAGCUGCGCAGCCUCUUCAGCAGCAUCGGGGAGGUCGAGUCGGCCAAGCUCAUCCGGGACAAGGUCGCAGGACACAGCCUGGGCUACGGCUUUGUGAACUACGUGACGGCCAAGGACGCCGAGAGAGCCAUCAACACCCUCAACGGGCUCAGGCUCCAGUCCAAGACCAUCAAGGUGUCCUACGCCCGUCCCAGCUCGGAGGUCAUCAAGGACGCCAACCUGUACAUCAGCGGCCUGCCACGGACGAUGACGCAGAAGGACGUGGAGGACAUGUUCUCGCGGUUCGGGCGCAUCAUCAACUCCCGCGUCCUGGUCGACCAGACCACAGGCCUGUCCCGCGGGGUGGCCUUCAUCCGCUUCGACAAGCGCUCCGAGGCCGAGGAGGCCAUCUCCAGCUACAACGGGCACAAGCCCCCGGGCUCCUCGGAGCCCAUCACGGUCAAGUUCGCGGCCAACCCCAACCAGAACAAGAACGUGGCGCUGCUCUCCCAGCUCUACCAUUCUCCCGCCCGGCGGUUCGGGGGCCCCGUCCACCACCAGGCCCAGAGGUUCAGGUUCUCCCCCCUGGGUGUAGAUCACAUGAGUGGGCUCUCGGGCGUGGGCGUGCCGGGGAACUCCUCCUCCUCGUCCUCCUCCUCCUCGGGCUGGUGCAUCUUCAUCUACAACCUGGGCCAGGAUGCCGACGAGGGGAUCCUCUGGCAGAUGUUUGGGCCCUUCGGGGCCGUGACUAACGUCAAAGUCAUCCGCGACUUCAACACCAACAAGUGCAAAGGCUUUGGCUUUGUGACCAUGACAAACUAUGAGGAGGCCGCCAUGGCCAUCGCCAGCCUCAACGGCUACCAACUGGGGGACAAAAUCUUGCAGGUUUCCUUCAAAACCAACAAGGCACACAAAUAACAACAACAACAACACACCCCGCCGCUUCGUUUAUUUCUCGACUUAUUCCCCCUCUUGCUUUAUUUUUUUUUUCCUCGAUGACGACGAUUAAUAUUAAAUUUUUUGUUGUUUUUUUCUUUUUUGUAUGGAAUUUUUGGGGUUUUGUUGUUUUUUUUUGUUUUUUGUAUGGAAUAGAGAGAAACGAGAGAGUGACAGGAAGACAAGGAAGGUAAACAAAAACACCUUUAUUAUUGUUAUUAUUAUUAUUAUUUGGGUUAGCGUAUUACCGUUCUUUCCUUCCUUCGUUGUGUUGUUUUUCCGCGUCCUUCCGAUGUCAACGAUAACACGGGAGAGGUUGCGUUGUGUUUCUGGGAUGCCAAAAUGUUUUGGAAAAGCUUUCGAUCCAAUUAUUGUUUUAUUGUUUUGGAAACGCAUUUGACCCAAUUAUUUUAUUAUUUUGGAAAUGCAUUCGACCCAAUUAUUUCAUUAUGUUUUCGAAACUCGUUCGAUCCCAUUAUUUUAUUAUUUUGGAAACGCAUUUGACCCAAUUAUUAUUUUAUAGUUUUGGAAACGAGUCCGAUCCAAUUAUUUUAUUGUUUUGGAAACACAUUCGAUCCAAUUAUUUUAUUAUGUUUUGGAAACGCGUCCGAUCCCAUUAUUAUAAUUUUAUUAUUUUGGAAAUGCAUUUGAUCCCAUUAUUUUAUUGUUUUGGAAACGAGUCCGAUCCGAUUAUUAUUUUAUUAUUUUGGAAACGAGUCUGAUCCGAUUAUUAUUUUAUUGUUUUGGAACCGAGUCCGAUCCGAUUAUUUUAUUAUUUUGGAAACGCAUUCGACCUAAUUAUUUCAUUAUGUUUUCGAAACUCGUUCGAUCCCAUUAUUACUUUAUUAUUUUGGAAACGCAUUUGACCCAAUUAUUUUAUUGUUUUCGAAACUCGUUCGAUCCCAUUAUUAUUUUAUUGUUUUGGAAACGCAUUUGAUCCCAUUAUUAUUUUAUUGGUUUGGAAACUAGUCCGAUCCCAUUAUUUUAUUGUUUUGGAAACGGGUCCGAUCCGAUUAUUAUUUUAUUGUUUUGGAAACUAGUCCGAUCCCAUUAUUUUAUUGUUUUGGAAACUAGUCCGAUCCGAUUAUUUUAUUAUUUUGGAAACGCAUGCGAUCUGAUUAUUAUUUUAUUAUGUUUUGGAAACGCAUUCGACCCAAUUGUUUCAUUAUGUUUUCGAAACUCGUUCGAUCCAUUAUUUUAUUGUUUUGGAAACGAGUCCGAUCCGAUUAUUAUUUUAUUGUUUUGGAAACGAGUCCAAUCCAAUUACUUUAUUGUUUUGGAAACGCAUUUGACCCAAUUAUUAUUUGAUUAUGUUUUGGAAUUGCAUUCGAUCCCAUUACUAUUUUAUUAUUUUGGAACCGCAUUUGACCCAAUUAUUAUUUUAUUGUUUUCGAAACUCGUUCGAUCACAUUAUUAUUUUAUUAUGUUUUCGAAACUUGUUCGAUCCCAUUAUUAUUUUAUUAUUUUGGAACCGCAUUCGACCCAAUUAUUAUUUUAUUAUGUUUUCGAAACUCGUUCGAUCCCAUCAUUAUUUUAUUGUUUUCAAAACUCGUUCGACCCGCGUUCGACCCAAUUAUUUUAUUAUGUUUUGUAAACUCAUUCGAUCCAGUCGUUACAAUUUUAUCGUUUUGGAAAAGCAUUCGAUCCAAUUAUUUUAUUAUUGUUUUGGAAAAGCGUUCGAUCCAAUUAUUAUUAUUGUUUCGGGAAAGCGUUCGAUCCAAUUAUUAUGAUUUUAUUAUUACAUUUUUUGGAAAACGUUUGAUCCCAUUAUUACGAUUUUACGUGUCGUCGAAAAGGCUCCCGUUGCGGUUGCUGCGAGUUUGGCGGUCUGCCCGGCUAGGUCCCAGCAGCACUCUCUCCUGACGUUUCACCCACAUCUACUGCAGGCAUCCUUGGAAGUUGUGAGGUCUUGUUGGAAGACUAGGCGAGCUGGGUUGAUAUAUAUAUAUAUAUAUAUAUAUAUAUAUCCGUGGUGGUGUCCAGGUUGCGAAUGGUGUUAGCUGGCCCUGAUUGUUCCCUAGGGUUUUGUAUAGCUAUGGAAGGUCCAGGAAGUCUUUUGUCUGUGUGAUGCAAGUGGCAAUGUUGCAAAUGGCCAGCUUAAUCGACAUCGAAUGGCCUCGCAGCUACAAAGCCUGGCGGCUUCCUACCCGGGUUGAAUCCUUUGUUGGGAGGUGUUAGCUGGCCCUGAUUGUUCCCUAGGGUUUUGUAUAUCUGCGGAAGGCCCAGGAAGUCUUUGUCUGUGUGAUGCAACCUCAAAUAGCCUUACAGCGUCAAAGCCUGGUUGCUCCCUUCCUGGGGGACUCCUUUGUUGGGAAGUGUUAGCUGGCCCUGAUUGUUCCCUAGGGUUUAUAUAUAUCAGAGGAAGGUCCCAGAUGAGAAAAAUAAGUCUUUGUCUGCCUGCGAAUGUUGCGAACAACCAGUUUGAUUAACACUGAAUAGCCUGGCUGCUUCCCGCCUGAGGGAAAUCCUUUGUUGGGAUGUGUUAGCUGGCCCUGAUUGUUCCCUAGGGUUUAUAUAUAUCAAUGGAAGGUCCCAGAUGAGAGAAAUAAGUCUUUGUCUGCCUGUGAAUGUUGCAAAUGGCCGGCUUGAUUAACACUGAAUAGCCUCGCUGUUUCCCGCCUGGGGAAAAUCCUUUGUUGGGAGGUGUUAGCUGGCCCCGAUUGUUCCCUAGGGCUUAUAUCUGUGGAAGGUGGUCCGGGGAGGCCGAAAUAAGUGAGAAUAUUGUCAUGGGAAUAGUCCUUACAGCUUCAAGGCCUGGCUGCUUCCUCCCUUUGGGGAAUCCUGGGUUGUCCCGACCUCACAACCUCCCACAGAUGUGGGUGAAACGUCAGGAGGGAGUGCUUCCGGAACGUGGCCAGGCAGCCCAGAAAAGUCUCAGCAACUUUAUUUUUAUUUUAUUUUAUUAUUAUUAUUAUUCUUUUCAAGACGACGACGAUGACGACGUCAUCAACACCCCGAAAAUCAAGACUCGCGAUUGUCGGACGUCUUUCUUUGCAAAACCGUUGUGUCGGGAGGAACACAGACAAAAAAAACAAUCCCACAAUCCCCUGUUUCCAAGGACCAAAGAGUUUCGGAAGGAGCUCUGGGAACGGUCGCGGAGCCGUUGUUUUCGAACGAAACUCGGAACUCGUCGCGCCUGCGCAUUUGAGCAUCGUUCACUCUCUUCGUUUGGGGUUUAUUAAUUAUUUUAAAUUUUUUUUUGCAUCCUUGCUAACGAAUAAGUACUAGGUUGACCUUGUUGUUCUUCCCCCCCCCCUUUCUUAUUUUAAUAAUAACGACGAUAAUAAUAAUAGGAUAGUUUUACGUAUUUGAACGAGUUCCGAGACUGACGAAGUCACAACCUCGUCGCCGAUGACGAUUUUGCUUGAACGGAAGCCCCUCCCCCUUAACGAGACAGGUUAUUAUUCUCGUCAGGCUGCCUUGAAACUAUUUUUUUUUUAAAAAAAAAGUUCUUUGUUUUCUGUUUAAUUUUGUUCUUUUGCUUUUGAUUUUUUUGGUUUGUUUGUUCAUUUGUUUGUUUUUACUUUUUUGCCUUGGAAAAGACCUGAUUAAAUUUGAUUUUGGUUUUGCUCGAGUUUUGUUUUGGUUUGUUUGUUAUUUUAAUUUUACCCCCCUAACCCCGCUUUCCCGACACACGCACAAAGGGAAGUGGCCGGAAGAAUCGCUUCCACCCACAGACGCUCCGGCAAUUCCGAGUCCGAGAAUUUCAGAAACUCAGACUCGGGAAAGAGCCAGAGGUUCCUUAGAAGUGACCGGGAAAAAUGCCGUCCAGAGUCCGAGAGCGUCAGUCCAUCCCAUAAAGAGUUGACUGUAAACAUGACUUCUGUCCGGAUCGGGGUGAGUUCUCGAGGAAUCAGUCUCGCUCAGCAGAAGGUUGAGUCUGAAGCCUGGGUCAGGGUGACCUCCUGAGCAAUCCAGAGUUGGCUGUAAACAUCGCUUCCACCCAUAGGCGCUCUGGCAGUCCAGAGUCCGAGAGCGCCAGUCCGUUCCGCAGAGAGUUAGCUUAAAACAUCGCUCCCACCCGGGUCGGGGUGAGCUCUCGAGGAAUCAGUCUCGCCCACUGGAAGAGAGUCCGAAGCCCGGGUUGGGGUGAGCUCCUGACUAAUCCAGAGUCCAAGAGCGUCAGUCCGUUCCGCAGAGAGUUGGCUGUAAACAUCGCUUCCACCCAUAGACGCUCCGGCAGUCCAGAGUCCGAGAGCGUCAGUCUGUUCCGCAGAGAGUUGGCUGUAAACAUCGCUUCCACCUGGGUCAGGGUGAGCCCCCGAAAAAUCAGUCUCGCCCACCAGAAGGUUGAGAGUUGGAAGCCCGGGUCGGGGUGAGCUCCCGAGGAAUCAGACUUGCCCACCAGAAGGUUGAGAGUCCGAAGCCCGGGUCGGGGUGAGCUCCCAAAUAAUCAGUCUCACCCACCAGACGGUUAAGUGUCCGAAGCGUGGGUGGGGGUGAGCCCCCGAACAAUCAGUCUCGCCCACCAGAAGGUUGAUAGUUCGAAGUCCGGGUCGGGGUGAGCUCCCGAGGAAUCAGUCUCGCCCACUGUAAGGUUGAGAGUCCGAGAGCAUUGGCUGUAAACAUCGCUUCCACCCGGGUCAGGGUGAGCUCCUGAGGAAUCCAGAGUCCAAGACCGUCAGUCCAUUCCGCAGAGAGUUGAAUGUAAAUAUGACUUCCAUCCAGAUCGGGGUGAGCUCCCGAGGAAUCAGUCUCGCCUACCGGAAGGUUGAGAGUCCGAAGCCUGGGUUGGGGUGAGCUCCUGACUAAUCCAGAGUCCGAGAGCGUCAGUCCGUUCUGCAGAGAGUUGGCUGUAAACAUCGCUUCCACCCAUAGGCGCUCCGGCAGUCCAGAGUCCGAGAGCGUCAGUCCGUUCCGUUGACGAUAACGCACGGUCUUCAAGUCAACGUAAAACAAAUCUUCACACAGACAGCAAUUUAAGUCUUCAAUGAACAAGCUUACCACUUGUAAACGAUGAGAGCCUUCGAAGACACUGUGCUGAGAACAGGAAUGCCCCAAAAAUAGGCCAGUUGCAGCCAGCACUAAUUUAUAGUCCCGAGCUUCCCUUAGGGACACGAAUGGCGUCCUGCAAUGUCCGGGAAAGAGCCAGAGGUUUCUUAGAAGUGAACGGGAAAAACGUCCUUUGUCUUUAUCACUUCUCGACAUUUGUUGACAAAUCUCAGCCAUCUUCGAGACGAGCGAGUGGAGAGAAAACGCCGCAGGAACGGAACCUGAAAAUGAACGGGGAAAGGAUACUCGCCGGGUGCGUUUCUGCCUCACUUCUCUCCCGUUUGCCAUGGAUUUAUCGUUCUUUGGAGUGACAGACGAGAUGGGAUCAUUGCCAAACUAGAAAUGCCAAAGUUUCCUCUCGUUUAUGGAGAGGCCGUUUCGCUCGUUCUUCAUUCGUUGCGGAAGGUUUGUAUGCAUUCCCAGAUUUUUCGGCUUCCCGAUCCAUCUAUCAAUGUGCCAAUGUUUAUAUAUAUCUAUAUAUAAUAUAGAUACGAACACACAACCUCAUGAACAUUUCCAGGAAUGGAUUUCCCUCUGAAGACUUUGCUGCUCGAUCCACAAUUUCGUCUUGGAUAAUACAACUGACCCUUUCGUUCCACUGCCAAAACGUGGUUUUUCCUGCCCUGUUCUCCUUUAUUUGUGUUUUUUUAUAUAUUAUUAUGAUUAUUUCUAAAGGCCUGGACCAAACUUUGUAUAGGGUGUAAAUCUCAAAAUACAGAGACAGACAGGACACGAACAGAGGCAAGGCUGUUGUUUUCCGCGCCGAGGAGCCAGUCGUCUAUAUAUGUGUUUCACAGUCGGAUUUUUGCCCGGCUUUAGCACACCCUAAGAUACGAUUUAUCUCGCCCACCAGAAGGUUGAGAGUUCGAAGCCCAUUUGAGAGUCCGAAACCCGGGUCGGGGUGAGCUCCUGAGCAAUCAGUCUCAGAGUCCGAAACCCGGGUCGGGGUGAACUCCCAAAUAAUCAAAGUUUAAAGCCCGGGUCAGGGUGAGCUCCUGAGUAAUCAGUCUCAAAUUCCGAAUCCCGAAAUAAUUGUGGAGUCCGAAACCCGGGUCAGGGUGAGCUCCCAAAUAAUCAGAGUCCGAAACCCGGCUCGGGGUGAACUCCUAAAUAAUCAGAGUUUAAAGCCCGGGUCGGGGUGAGCUCCUGAGUAAUCAAUCUCAAAUUCCGAAUUCCCGAAAUAAUCGGAGUCCGAAUCCUGGGUCGGGGUGAGCUCCUGAGCAAUCAGUGUCAGAAUCCGAAACCCGGGUCGGGGUGAGCUCCUGAGUAAUAAGUGUCAGAAUCCGAAACCCGGGUCGGGGUGAGCUCCUGAGUAAUAAGUGUCAGAAUCCGAAACCCGGGUCAGGGUGAGCUCCUGAGUAAUAAGUGUCAGAAUCCAAAACCCGGGUCGGGGUGAGCUCCUGAGCAAUCAGUGUCAGAAUCCGAAACCCGGGUCAGGGUGAGCUCCUGAGUAAUAAGUGUCAGAAUCCAAAACCCGGGUCGGGGUGAGCUCCUGAGCAAUCAGUGUCAGAAUCCGAAACCCGGGUCGGGGUGAGCUCCUGAGUAAUCAGUCUCAGAGUCCAAAACCCAGGUCAGGGUGAGUUCCCAAAUAAUCAGAAUCUGAAACCCGGGUCGGGGUGAGCUCCCGAGUACUCAGUCCGAAACCUGGGUUGGGGUGAGCUCCUAAAUAAUCAGAGUCCGAAACCCGGGUCGGGGUGAGCUCCCGAGUACUCAGUCUCAGAGUCCGAAUCCCGGGUCGGGGUGAGCUCCCGAGUACUCAGUCUCAGAGUCCGAAACCCGGGUCGGGGUGAGCUCCCGAGUACUCAGUCUCAGAGUCCGAAACCCGGGUCGGGGUGAGCUCCCGAGUACUCAGUCUCAGAGUCCGAAGCCCGGAUCGGGCUUCGGACUCUGAGACUGAGUACUCGGGAGCUCACCCCGACCCGGGUUUCGGACUCUGAUUAUUUGGGAUCUCACCCCGACCUGGGCUUCGAAUUCAGCUCCUAUUUAUCUACUCACAUCUGUUUUCGGACCUCUGGAUGGGCAGGAGCCGGGCGAUCGAACGGUCCGGAGCUCACCCCGACCCGGUUCCCCCCUUUUUUGCUUUACCUUCUUCCUUCCAAAAUGUACAAUCUUGAUGAUGCUUGAGACACAUAUUCUUAUUUUUAUUUUUUGUACGUAUAUUUAUUCGGUGUGUUUGUUUGUUUUUUGGUACCGUUUUAUACCGAACGAGACGAUUUAUUUGUUUGUUUAUUUAUUUUCCAGGGGCCACUUCUUUCGGACUUUUUUCUUUCUCUGCUUCGGACUUUUGGGGGGAAUUUACUCUUUUCUUCUUCUUCUUCUUCUUUUUCUUUUCCUCCUUCAAUAAAGUAUUGACGCUGCUACA